CACUUGGGUGGACUUCCUAUAUGUUCUUCAGUGUGCUGAAGUGCAGUGGUUUUUCAGAAGUUCAGAUCAAACCGCUGUCCCAGUAAAGACCUCAGGUUUUUCCAUCAUGUCCACGACUGUUCUCCCUCUUCCUUGUAACUGCAGAUUGGAUACGAAUUCCUGCAUUUCCUGAAACAAAGGUGGUCAGAUGCUGCUUUCAUUUGGCUUUUUCUGAGAAAAUCUACAACCUGGGCAUGCAGCUCACUGAACCUCACCAGCUCUUUUCCUUUACUCAGCCAGAUCACGUCGUUGUGAAGCAGGAGAUCGUCGUGGGAGGCCUCCUCUGAUUCUGUCACAAGCUUGCAGAGAAAGACAGUGUUGUGAAGCAGGAGAUCGUCGUGGGAGGCCUCUGAUUCUGUCACAAGCUUGCAGAAAAAGACAGCGUUGUGAAGCAGGAGAUCGUCGUGGGAGGCCUCCUCUGAUUCUGUCACAAGCUUGCAGAGAAAGACAGUGUUGUGAAGCAGGAGAUCGUCGUGGGAGGCCUCUGAUUCUGUCACAAGCUUGCAGAAAAAGACAGCGUUGUGAAGCAGGAGAACGUCGUGGGAGGCCUCCUCUGAUUCUGUCACAAGCUUGCAGAGAAAGACAGUGUUGUGUUGCUUGAUGGCUCCCUGACAAAGUGUGCUCUGAUCUGCUGAAGGAACAUGGAUGUGUCUGGGGGCCAGCAGCAGUAUGGAGGAUCUAAGAAGAGGGUGAAGAUCCACCCCAAUUCCGUCACAGUGAAAUACGCCACCCACUUCCCCCAGCCUGGAGACGAGGGUUACGACGAUGCUCCGUCCUUUGAGGACUUUGGGUCGUUUGCAGAGGCCAGCCCUGCCAAGAGACUGGUGACAGACAGUAGUAGGAGGACUUUCUUUGGCACCAUAGAGACCCCCUGUCCGCUAGGGGGGAAGGGACCGUUGGGGGGAGGGGUGGAGCCCCAGAGCCGGGACAAGGGGGUCGGGGGGCAGCUGGCUAGCUUCGGGGAGGCCAACGUUCUGGCGUCCCGGGUCACCUGGAUGGCGUUGUUCGGGGCAGCGGUGGCUCACGGCUGCGUUGCUCUGAUCACACGGCUGGCGGCGGACCGCUCCAAAGUGCCGUCCCUGGAGCUGAUCUUCAUCCGGUCUGUGAUCCAGGUCCUGUCCAUCACAGUGGUGUUUUAUAACCAGGAGGAACCCUUCGGCCCGAAGGGGUACCGCCUCCGGCUCUUCUUCUAUGGUGUCUGCAACGUCAUCUCCAUCACCUGCGCCUACACCGCCUUCGCCAUCGUGCCGCCCAGCAACGGUACCAUCAUGUGGCGCGCAACCACCACGGUGUUCAGCGGCGUGAUGGCCUUCCUGUUGUUAGACGAGAGGCUGGGCUACACGGACGUGGUGACGGUGGUGGGCAGCGUGUUCGGCCUGUGUCUCGUCAUGAUCCCCAAUGUGGCCGACGAGGAGAAGUCUCGCCUCACCUUCUGGAAGGAGGCGUUCGGCUACACCAUGACGGUGAUGGCCGGCCUCACCGGAGCCCUGUCCAUGAUCGUCUACCGGGCCAUCAAGGAGCGCGUCAGCAUGUGGACAGCCCUGUUCACGUUCGGCUGGACGGGCACGGUGUGGGGCGCCUCCACCAUGUUCGUUAUGCAGGAGCCGAUCAUCCCCCUGGAUGGGGAGACGUGGGGCUACCUCACGGGGAUCUGUAUCUGUUCCACCGUGGCGUUCCUGGGGGUCUACUACGCCCUCAACAAGUUCCACCCCGCCCUGGUGAGCACCGUGCAGCACCUGGAGAUAGUGGUGGCCAUGUUGCUUCAGCUCAUGGUGCUGCGCAUGGUCCCCUCCAUCUACGACGUCAUCGGGGGGCUGGUCAUCAUGGCCAGUGUGUUUACUCUAACGGGAGUGAAGCUGUAUAGGGUCAGCCGGGCUGUACGGCAGGACUACCAGGAGAUACUGAACUCACCCAUUAAAUAGAGUCUGGACUCCAUCUUCUCUCUCCCUGUCUCUCUCUCUCCCUGUCUCUCUCUCUCCCUGUCUCUCUCUCUCCCUGUCUCUCUCUCUCUCUCUCUCGCUGUCUUUCCCUCUCCCUGUCUCUCUCUCUCUAUGUCUCUCGCUGUCUUUUCUCUCUCUCUCUCUCUCUCUCUCUCUCUUUCUGUCUCUCACUGUCUUUCUCUCUCCCUGUCUAUCUGCCUCUCUCUCUGUCUCUCUCUCUCUGUCACUCUCUCCUCUCAAUUCAAUUCAAAAGAGACGUAUGUUUACAUUGCCAAAGCAAGUGAGGUAGAUAAUAUACAAAAGUGAAAUAAAUAAUAAAAAUGAACAGUAAACAUUACACUCACAGAAGUUCCAAAAGAAUAAAGACAUUUCAAAUGUCAUAUUACGUCUAUAUACAGUGUUGUAAUGAUGUGCAAAUAGUUAAAGUACAAAAGGGAAAAUAAACAUAAAUAUGGGUUAUUUACAAUGAACUAAAAGAAUAGAGACAUCUCUCUCUCUCUCUCUUGCUCUCCCUCCCAAUCUCCUUCUCUUUCUCUCUCUCUAAUUUCAAUUCAAUACACUUUAUUGGCAUGACGUUACUAAUAUGCAUAUUGCCAAAGCUUACUUUGGAGAUGUACAAUAUUAACAUAAAAAAAAGUAAUAAUCAAUGUUGUCCAUGGGACAAAAGUAACAACAAUAACCCAGGGUCAAAUUAACCAUCCAUUGAACAAUAACAAUAAGAAUACAGUAGAGGACAUGUGCAGGUUGGUUGGUCUGUCAGACACUGUCCCUCAUAUUAUGAAACACAUGUCCCUCUCUCUCUGUGUCUCUCUCUCUCUGUGUGGGUUUGUGUCUCUCUCUAUGUCUCUCUGUGUCUCACUCCCUCUGUCUCUCUGUCUCUCUCUCUCUCUCUGUCUCUCUCCACCUCUCUCUGUCUCUCUCUCUCUCCCCCUCUCUCUCCACCUCUCUCUCUCUCUCUCUCUGUCUCUCUCUCUCCACCUCUCUCUCUCUCUGUCUCUCUCUCUCUGUCUCUCUCUGUCUCUCUCUCUCUGUCUCUCUCCACCUCUCUCUGUCUCUCUCUCUCUCCCCCUCUCUCUCCACCUCUCUCUCUCUCUGUCUCUCUCUCUCUCU
Molecule: messenger RNA, 3089 nt
Organism: Oncorhynchus nerka (sockeye salmon)
Lineage: Eukaryota; Metazoa; Chordata; Actinopteri; Salmoniformes; Salmonidae
Product: solute carrier family 35 member G2-like
Exons: 2
Coding region: 681-1961 (426 amino acids)
Cellular component (GO): membrane
Source: RefSeq, a predicted model, not a curated record